UAUAUGGCAAGAACAGUGCAGACUGCCCGUAAGGCCACCGGUGGCAAGGUGCCAAGGAAGCAGCUCGCCACUAAGGCUGCCUGCAAGAGCGCGCCGGCUACCGGCAGCAUGAAGAAGCCUCACCGUUACAGGCCCGGCACCGUGGCUCUGAGGGAGAUCCGCCGUUAUCAGAAGUCUACUGAGCUGCUCAUCCGCAAGCUGCCCUUCCAGCGCCUGGUGAGGAAAAUCGCUCAGGACUUCAAGACCGACUUGCGCUUCCAGAGCGCAGCCAUCGGGGCCCUACAGGAGGCGAACGAGGCAUACCUGAUCGGUCUGUUUGAGGACACCAAGCUGUGCUCUAUCCUCGCCAAGAAAGUGGCCAUCAUGCCCAAGGAUAUUCAGCUGGCCCGGCAUAUUCGCGGAGAACGCGCUUAAAUGACAACUCCGUCUAAUAAACACAAAGACCAGCUCAUUGUCUCAGAAGAAAUAUCUUCAUUCUUUGGCUGUUUAAAUAUUUAUAAUGUGGUAAAGGGAGCAGAAAUGUAUAAAUAAUAUAUGUAUAGAUAUGGAUGAUUUAUAUUUCCAUAAACAUUAUACAUAGGUUUCUAAAUGCACAUGUUAUGUAUAUUGUAUAAUGUGUGUGUAUCUGUGCAUAUCCAUAUUCACUUGCCUUUCUUUUCUGUUUAGAAAUUAUAAGAGUUAUUUACUAUCUCCAUGUCAAGUGCUGAGGAUAUGUUAUUUAAAAAAGCUAUACUAUUACUAUUAUUAGGAAGUUGGGGUCAGAGCACAGGGUCAGACAUGAUUUGAUGCCCCUGGAGCAGAGGGUUAAGGGCCUUGCUCAAGGCUUCAACGGUGGAAGUGCUGGUGCUUGGACCAUUGACGUUCUAAUCAGUAAGCCAGGGCCUUAACCCUUGAGCCCCCACUGCCCACCGUGUAUUAUAUUUUUUAUGUCAAAAAAAUACAAUAAACUGUGAUAACGCUGAUGAGCUCUGUCUGUGUAAAAUACACAAAACCGAACCUCUGUUUUAGGCAGGGUGUGUUGUUCUGGAUGGAGCAUGACUGCCAUCCUGUGGCCAAACACGGGAAUGGCAAUUACCCAGAAGCAAUUUUCUGUUAUUAAACUUUUAAUAAUGGUGCUUAUAUGUUUGUAAUAUUUAGCCAAGAGUGGAGUAAGAAAUAUUAGAUUAUAUUAACAUUAAUAUCUCUCUCCUUUUCGAUAAUUAUUGAUGAAAUACAUAUUUCAUUCAGGGGGCACAGUGGAAAGUGCUUAGCAUGUUCACCUCACACCUACAGGGCUGUUGGUUUGAUUCUCGCCUGAAUGUUCUCCGCACGCUUUGUUUCCUCCACGUACUCUUUUUUCUCCCUGGUCCAAAGGCAUGUGUUGUGGAAUGGUUGGCAUCUCUAUAUUGUCCAAAGUGUGAGAUUGUGCCCUGCAAUGGGUUGGCACCAUGUCCAGGGUGUCCCCUGCUUCAUGCCUGAAUCCCCUGGGAUAGGCUCCAGGCUCCCCGUGACCUGUGUAGGAUAAGCAGUACAGAGAAUAGAUGGAUGGAUGGAUAUAUGGAUCUUGACUGCCAUCAAGUGGCCCAGUUUAGGAAGUGCAUGUUCCCCAAAACAUAAUUGUUUAGAGAAGCGGUUCUCUACCUUUUUUCAGUCACGGCACCCUUUGAAUACUUUCAAAAAUUGGUGCACCCUACACAAACACUAAUGCUAGACAGCAUUAAGCCUGGUUUAUACUCGACAUGUCCGGAAAAAAUUAUGUCAUUGCGGAAUGGGCGGUUGAGCGUGUUGACUGCGUGAGGCUUCAUUUCUCAUGGCGGUCUGCAUGGCGUCAGAUCCGGAAAUGAAUGACUUGGAGGCGACUCUUGCCGGAAGGUACGAUUGUACAGGUAUCUCUAUGAUCCAUCCAUGCGGGACCUUAGAGAGAGCCAGAUGACACAAAAUUCAUGGAAAGGUUUUUAAAAUAGUGAUUUGGAUUUGCUUUGUACAUACUGCUGAGAUGAUAAAGCCAAAGCUGACAGUU
Ictalurus punctatus (channel catfish) is the source of this 1999-nucleotide messenger RNA. Its product is annotated as histone H3.3A. The record is from RefSeq and is a predicted model, not a curated record. Lineage: Eukaryota; Metazoa; Chordata; Actinopteri; Siluriformes; Ictaluridae. Gene Ontology annotation, cellular component: nucleosome. The coding region runs from base 4 to 414 and encodes 136 amino acids. Gene Ontology annotation, molecular function: structural constituent of chromatin; protein heterodimerization activity; DNA binding. The transcript has a single exon.